Durusdinium trenchii is the source of this 195-nucleotide messenger RNA. The record is from the annotation of a GenBank genome assembly. Lineage: Eukaryota; Dinophyceae; Suessiales; Symbiodiniaceae.
AUGGGCUCAUCUGCCAAAGAUGUACGGGCUGUGCGCUUCACUUUCCUAACGCGCCUUGACGAUGGGGAUGUGGUGAGAGAACAUGAGGUGGAAAGCCCCGACAAUGCUGACUUUCUUAUCUCGUUCUUUGCGGCGGUUGGGGAUCAGAUACCCACAAACACGGAACUGAAGGACUGCUCAUGGAUUCUGUUUUGA